This is a messenger RNA of Antrostomus carolinensis (chuck-will's-widow), 557 nucleotides long. It is a transcript of the gene DNAJC8, whose product is annotated as DnaJ heat shock protein family (Hsp40) member C8. Lineage: Eukaryota; Metazoa; Chordata; Aves; Caprimulgiformes; Caprimulgidae. The transcript has 7 exons. The annotation marks the transcript as partial. The record is from RefSeq and is a predicted model, not a curated record. Gene Ontology annotation, cellular component: nucleus.
AGCAAAUUGAAAAACGAGACUCUGUUUUGACAUCAAAAAACCAAAUUGACAGGCUGACCCGACCUGGAUCUUCCUAUUUCAACUUGAACCCUUUUGAGGUACUUCAGAUGGAUCCUGAAGCCACAGAUGAGGAGAUAAAGAAAAGAUUCCGGCAGUUGUCAAUAUUGGUGCAUCCAGACAAAAAUCAAGAUGAUGCAGAUAGAGCCCAGAAGGCGUUUGAAGCUGUAGAUAAAGCAUACAAGUUGCUGCUAGAUCAGGAGCAGAAGAAGAGGGCCUUGGAUGUGAUACAGGCAGGAAAAGAAUAUGUGGAACACACUGUGAAAGAAAAAAAGAAGCAGUUGAAGAAGGAUGGAAAACCUCCCAUCGUAGAAGAGGAUGAUCCUGAAGUUUUCAAACAAGCUGUAUACAAACAGACAAUGAAGCUCUUUGCUGAACUGGAAAUUAAGAGGAAAGAAAGAGAAGCAAAAGAAAUGCAUGAAAGGAAGCGGCAGAGGGAAGAGGAAAUUGAAGCACAAGAGAAAGCUAAACGAGAGCGAGAAUGGCAGAAGAACUUUGAG